ACAAUUGUUAAUGUUGGUGCUGUGGUUGAUCCAGUUGUGAAGUAGGUGAAGUGAACGGUUCGGAGGGAUACUUAGGAAAGUGUCUGAACAAACAACACACAUUUAAAUAAACCAAUGGAAAACAACGGAACGGACGAAAAGGAAGUUAAAUAUUAUCGCUUGUCAGAGGUGGAGGAACGGAACUCUUUUAAAAGUACAUGGAUUAUCAUUCAUAAUAAAGUGUACGACGUCACAAAGUUUCUCGAGGAGCACCCCGGAGGAGAAGAGGUGCUGCGAGAGCAAGCAGGUGGAGACGCCACCGAGAGUUUCGAAGAUGUCGGCCACUCGUCAGAUGCACGCGAGAUGGCCAGUUCGAUGCUCAUAGGAGAACUGCAUCCAGAUGACAGGGACAAGAUUCCCAAACCACCAGAAUCGCUUGUAACAACCGUACAAGAAACAACAAGCUGGUGGUCAAACUGGUUAAUUCCCGCUGUUGCCGCGGUGAUUGUCACGUUCAUGUACCGUAUUUACACCACAGAGGAGGCAUGAUGGGAUGCUUUCUCAGAGCGGCGCCCGGCUGAAACUACAGUACCCAUAAUCCAUUUCAGGUUUAACCAUUACCAUAGAGAUCCUACAAAUGAAGGCAACUUUUGUGUUAGUUUUAAUGUUUGUUGUCAAGUUUAUCCCUUGAGAUUUAAUUCCUGAUAUGCAGAUGUUUUUUAUGAUAAAUUAAAAUACUUAGCAUUAUAAAUAUGGACGCUAAAGAUGAAGUUUUUGUUGUCUAAUUGUUUUUCUGUUGUGUAAAACUGUGUAUACCAUUAUUCAAUUGAAAUAUACUGAAUAUUAUCACAUACAUUAACACAACAGUCCUCAAAGAAAUAAUUUAAUUUCACUUGAAAUGCAUAAUUUUCAUGUGCAAGUUGAUCUUUCUUGGACCAGGGAGAGAUGAUACAAGUUGUUUAGGUCUAAAAAUAAAAUUGUAUGUAUAAAAUGGAAGAGGAUAUUGUUUAUUAAAAUCGUUAACCUGCCAACAUGAAUUAUUAUUAGCAGCUGAUAAUCAUAAUAAGCUCCAAAAUCAAAAGUUAAAAAAAAGAUAGUAGAUUUUGCAUAAAUAAAAUGAAGAUUAUUUUUAGGACCAUUAAGAAUUUUUUGAAUUGUGACUUUAUUUUUAUGACAAUAAAGUAUGUUCUUCUCAUCUGCAAUUUUCAUUUUGCAUUACAAUAAUGUUCAAUUGUCUUGAAAAUAAUGUUGCAAUGCGAAAACGGUCUUUGUUUUAUGCAAAACAUAAUCUAAUACCUCUCUUUUGAUUUUAUGGAGAAAUAUGAAGCUAGACUGUUCAGAAUGUGAUUGUACACAACCUAACCAACAUCUAUCAUUAUGUGCUUAAAUAAGGCAAGUUCUUUUAGUCGGUCAGCUAGAAGUCACCACAUCUUUAGUGAAGAGCAACACUGUUAUAGUUGUGUACACGUCGAUGUGCCGUUUAAAUGCAUGUCAGUGUACCGCCUUGAACGCUGCUUAUACAUUCCCUUUUUAUUUUAAAACAAACUGAAUGUAAAAUACUUGUAUAUGAUACGAGAUUCAAGCAACUUUCCCAUAGAAAUGUUGAGAUGUUUGCAGUGUCUUCAUUGCUACUGCUACACUAAUGCUAAUGUGAGAGAAUCACACGCGCACGCACACACACACACUGUAACCUGUGACUCAAUGCACCAGUCAAAUCAUUCAGCUUUACUGUGUCCCAAUAAACAAAGGAACUAGUUGUGUGACUUGCUGUUCUUAAGUUGUUCUUAUACAUUCCCAAAAGGGUUUUUUUUUCACAGUGAUGCAACAGAAAAACCAUUCAGUCUACAGUUCUUUUAUUUUUAUUUUUUUUUUACAUUUUAAUGAACUAAAUAACCUUUUGUUCUUCCAUGGAUGUUAGUGUUUUUAAUGGAACCAUAGAUGCCAAUAAACAACCUGAAUUAUUAAGA
This is a messenger RNA of Pimephales promelas (fathead minnow), 1946 nucleotides long. It is a transcript of the gene cyb5a, whose product is annotated as cytochrome b5 type A (microsomal). Gene Ontology annotation, molecular function: heme binding. The record is from RefSeq and is a predicted model, not a curated record. NCBI's taxonomy places the organism in Eukaryota, Metazoa, Chordata, Actinopteri, Cypriniformes, Leuciscidae. Gene Ontology annotation, cellular component: membrane; intracellular membrane-bounded organelle.